Molecule: messenger RNA, 1461 nt
Organism: Ochlerotatus camptorhynchus
Lineage: Eukaryota; Metazoa; Arthropoda; Insecta; Diptera; Culicidae
Exons: 3
Coding region: 1-1278 (425 amino acids)
Source: RefSeq, a predicted model, not a curated record
AUGGCAGUCAGCAAGCCCAAUUCCCUUGUUCCUUCGUACUUGAACGAACCACUGAUCCGCGAGGCUCUCGAAUGUGGUCUUGAAUAUCCCAAACGUACCGAAGUGAAUAUCGAUCAGUUUAUAAUUAGAACGGCCACCACCGCUGGCGAUAACUAUCUAAGCGACGUGUUUAGGGUUUGGGUUCGAUUCAACCGAGGUAAGGCGGGUCAGAGUCAGCAGGAGAUUUCACUGAUAGUGAAAUGCAUGCCCGACACCGGAUUCAGAGGACCCGUAAUUGGAAUGCUAAAUGCGUACGAGAAAGAGGUUUAUAUGGUUCGGAGCGUAGCUCCGGCAUUAUCCGGGUUGGUGAAAGGAGAGAACUUUGCGGCCAGAAUGUUCUACGCCACCACGGAUCCAAUACGGUUGAUCAUUUUCCAAGAUCUGAAUGCUCUUGGCUUCACCAUGGCUGAUCGAACCAAAGGAGGGCUUGAUUACAAUCACUGCCGCAUAAUAAUGCGCAAGAUUGCCAAAUUUCAUGCAGCUUCGAUGAUACUGGCUCGCAGCAGUAGCUCCAAGGCCAAAGAGCUAGCUGAACAGUUGGAAUAUGGCUUCAUGAAUCCGCACGUUGCCCUGGAAGACAAUACAGUGCUGGACAUUUUUGCCAGUGGUUUGAAUGCACUCAUAGAUUGUGCCGAGAAGUAUUGGACAGAUUUCAACCCCAAUAUUAUAGCUAAACUGAAGACAAUGAUGCCGCACUAUAAGCACCGCGUCCAAUCUUGUCUGAAUCAAAAGUUUUCCGACGGCUACAAAGUAGUCAAUCAUGGUGACUUGUGGAUCAAUAAUAUACUGUUUCAGUAUGAUACUAACAGCAACCCAAAGGACGUCAUGUUCGUUGAUUACCAACUGAGCUCCUACACGAGCCCAGGAGUGGAUCUGAACUAUUCGCUAGUCAAUUGUCCCACUUUUGACGUCAGAGAGAACAGAAUAGAUGCAUUGAUAAGCGAAUACCACACAACUCUCAAAUCAGCGUUAGAAGCAUCCGGUUACGCAAGGGUACCUACCCUGAUGGAUGUUAAGAACGAAAUCAAAAGAAUGAGCUAUUUUGGCUUCGUAGCUGCAGUAUCUAUACUUCCGAUAGUGAUGAUGGACAACAAAACGGGUGUGGACGUUAGCUUUGACGCCAUGGUAGACGAGCACAAAGCGGAACAGUUGCGCCUUCUGCAGUACAACGGCGAUCGAUACCGAAAGUCUAUAACCAAACUACUGGAACGAUUUGACCGGGAGGGACUGCUGGACUAAUAGCUCUGUUGCAUUGUGAAUGACUUUCAGUUUUUUUUUUAUCUCAUUUGUUUCGCUGUGGACCUACCAUAACUCAAAACACACGUAAUCUUCUCCUAGCAUAGAUGACAGGUGCGGAGUGCAAAGUCAUCACUGAUAACUACCGUUUAAUUAUUAUGAAUUCAAUUGUAAUAGCACAUAGCG